UGGGCAAUCGCUGUUUCCUCCCGCCGGGGUCUGCAGGACCCAGCCAGCUGGUGCCAACACACCCACUCCCCGGAGCCUUGCAUCCUCGGAGCAGGCAUGGAAGACGCUGUCGUGAGGCCCUCGGUGUUCGUGGUGGACGGGCAGACCGACGUCCCUUUCCGGAGACUGGGGCCGGGUGGUCAGAAAGUACAGUGCAGCGCCACCCGGCUGGGCCUGGGCCUCCUGCUGCUGCUGCUGGUGGCCGGGCUGGUCAUUCAGGGCUGCUUCUUGCUCCAGCUGCACUGGCGAAUGGAAGAAAUGGACCAAGGGACGACGGGAUCGGACGGGCAGCUGCUCCACAAGCGAAAUUCUGCCGCCGAGGAGAAGCCCAUGGCACACCUUACAGGUUCCAACUUCAGCCUGCCCGACGACCGAAGCCCCCUGCUGUGGGAGUCGAGGUUCGGGAUGGCGUUCAUUCGCGGCUUCCGCUACCAGGACGGCGCCCUGAUCGUCCGCCGGGCCGGCUACUAUUACAUCUACUCCAAGGUGCAGCUGGCCAGCCGGGGCUGCCCCGAGGGGGACUUCUCCUACGCCCUCGGCCUCUACUUGCGCACGCCCCGCUACCCCGAGGAACUGCAGAUCCUGACCGGGCGGACCACGCCGUGCGAGGGGGAGAGCAAGGAGCAGAUGUGGUUCGACAGCAGCUUCCUGGGGGGCUUGGUCUACCUGGAGCCCCAGGACCAGGUGGUGGUUCGGAUGCUGGACUCCAACUUGAUUCUCGUCCGGGAUGAGUUGGAGUCCUACUUCGGCGCCUUCAUGGUGUGA
Messenger RNA from Sorex araneus (European shrew), 804 nucleotides. It is a transcript of the gene TNFSF14, whose product is annotated as TNF superfamily member 14. The record is from RefSeq and is a predicted model, not a curated record. The coding region runs from base 97 to 804 and encodes 235 amino acids. NCBI's taxonomy places the organism in Eukaryota, Metazoa, Chordata, Mammalia, Eulipotyphla, Soricidae. Gene Ontology annotation, biological process: immune response. Gene Ontology annotation, cellular component: membrane. The transcript has 4 exons. Gene Ontology annotation, molecular function: tumor necrosis factor receptor binding.